Molecule: messenger RNA, 1461 nt
Organism: Hyposmocoma kahamanoa
Lineage: Eukaryota; Metazoa; Arthropoda; Insecta; Lepidoptera; Cosmopterigidae
Gene: bys
Product: bystin
Exons: 8
Coding region: 157-1446 (429 amino acids)
Biological process (GO): rRNA processing
Cellular component (GO): preribosome, small subunit precursor; cytoplasm; nucleolus
Molecular function (GO): snoRNA binding
Source: RefSeq, a predicted model, not a curated record
GUGUUUGGCACAAUCCACUGUAAUCCACAAGGUGUUUGGUUUCGCCUUUAAUGGGUUUCGCACAGUAAACUUUACUUACACCCUACACCCAAAUACAGUCAUAUUUAUUUUACUCUUUGCUUUACACAGUAAAGCUUCUUUUUAAUUAAAGUAAGCAUGGGUAAAUCUAAGAAAUUAAAGCCCUCGCAGGUUGGAAAAAACAUAGCACUUGCUGACCAAAUAGAAUCUGUGAGUGCCGUGAAAAAUAAGAAUAGAGUCAAAGAAAGAAACAGACGAGACGACGAUGAAGAGUUUGUCAAUCCAGAGUUAUCUAAGAAGAUUCUAAAAGCUGCCCGGAGACAGCAAGCCGAGCUGGGGGAAGCUGGUGAAUCAUCAGCUGCUUCACAAGUUCUGCUUUCAACGUCAUUAAAAGAGGCACACUCCGAUAAUGAGUCCGGAUCAGAACAAGACGACUUGGAACCGGACACUUACUAUGACAAUAUUGAAAUCAAUGAGGAAGAUGAGGAGGCCCUUAAAAUGUUUAUGGCCUCAAGGCCAGAGAAAACACGGACCUUAGCUGACAUCAUUAGGGACAAAAUAACAGAAAAGAACACUGAGUUACAGACACAAUUUUCAGAUGUUGAAACAUUAAAAUUACAGAAUCUAGAUCCUAGGAUAAAAACUAUGUAUGAAGGUGUCCGAGAUGUACUUCAGAAGUACCGAUCAGGCAAGCUACCAAAAGCAUUCAAAAUGAUACCACACCUUGUGAAUUGGGAGCAAAUAUUGUAUAUUACAGAACCUACAACUUGGUCUGCUGCAGCUAUGUAUCAGGCAACCAGAAUAUUUGCAUCGAAUCUAAAAGAGAAGAUGGCCCAACGAUUUUAUAAUUUAGUCCUGUUGCCUCGUGUCAGGGAUGAUCUAGCCGAGUACAAGAGAUUGAACUUCCAUUUGUAUCAAGCAUUGCGGAAAGCCCUUUUUAAGCCUGGUGCUUUUAUGAAGGGUAUUCUUUUACCUUUGUUGGAAGCUGGAGACUGUACACUGCGAGAAGCUAUUAUCGUAGGUUCUGUAUUAGCCCGCAACUCUGUCCCAGUUCUUCACUCAGGUGCAGCUUUGUUGAAGAUAGCUGAAAUGGAUUAUACUGGAGCUAAUUCAAUAUUUCUGAGAAUUCUGUUUGAUAAGAAAUAUGCUCUACCUUACAGGGUAGUGGAUGCCUGCGUUUUUCAUUUUUUGAGGUUCCAAAUGGAAUCACGCAUGUUACCUGUCCUGUGGCAUCAGGCACUGCUUACAUUUGUACAGAGAUAUAAAGCUGACAUUUCUACAGAACAGAGAGAUGCUUUGCUAGAAUUACUGAGAAAACAAUCACACCCUACUAUUACACAUGAGAUCCGAAGAGAGCUUCAAUCUGCAAAAUGCAGAGACAUUGAAGUGAAUGCGUCCAUAGCCUCUGCAGCUAUGGUUGUAGAAUAAGUAUAUAAUAAUAAU